CGCUUUCUUCGGGCAACUACGGCGCGCCGCUCGUUCUCGCUGCCCGGCGCAUGCGCGGUAGCCGCGUCACGUGACGCCUGUCAUGGCCGCCUCCGUGGCCCGGGGAGGCGUGAGUGCCGGGGUCUUACUACGGGCGGCCAGGGGCGCCUGGUGGAGCAAACCCGGGAGCUGUUCGGGGUCCGGGGAGGCAGCGGUGCCCGCGACGACCAGGAGGUUUCGGGUGACAGGCUCGCGGCCACCGGGCGGCCCCGAGCGGCCCGGGGACGUGGUGAACGUGGUGUUCGUGGACCGCUCAGGGCAGCGGAUCCCGGUGAGCGGCAGAGUCGGGGACAAUGUUCUCCAUCUGGCCCAGCGCCACGGGGUGGACCUGGAAGGGGCCUGCGAAGCCUCCCUGGCCUGCUCCACCUGCCACGUGUACGUGAGCCAGGACCACCUGGACCUCCUGCCGCCUCCCGAGGAGAGGGAGGACGACAUGCUGGACAUGGCCCCGCUCCUCCAGGAGAACUCCCGGCUGGGCUGCCAGAUCGUGCUGACCCCCGAGCUGGAAGGGGCCGAAUUCACCCUGCCUAAGAUCACCAGGAACUUUUACGUGGAUGGCCACGUCCCCAAGCCCCACUGACGUCGUGGCAGCUGGCCUGUCGUCCGGAAAGCCACGGCCCCAGGGCCACGACGGAAGGAGUCGCCGAGCUGCCCGCCCAGCCCAGGGCAGGACCGGAGAGCGAGCACGUCGGGGGCACCCCCAAGGCCAAAGCCCCUGCUUGGGGGGCGGGAAAGCCGAGUCCAGGCUCUGGUGGGGGCAGGGCGCCUCCUGGGGCGGCCUCCCCCUAACCCCGAUGAGAAUCGCGUGGGAACAGGGGUGUCCGCAAGUCGGAGCUGCAAUAAAAGCGUCUCACAGACCUCC
Messenger RNA from Tupaia belangeri chinensis (Chinese tree shrew), 901 nucleotides. It is a transcript of the gene FDX2, whose product is annotated as ferredoxin 2. The coding region runs from base 83 to 619 and encodes 178 amino acids. The record is from RefSeq and is a predicted model, not a curated record. The transcript has 5 exons. Gene Ontology annotation, cellular component: mitochondrion. Gene Ontology annotation, biological process: P450-containing electron transport chain. NCBI's taxonomy places the organism in Eukaryota, Metazoa, Chordata, Mammalia, Scandentia, Tupaiidae. Gene Ontology annotation, molecular function: electron transfer activity; 2 iron, 2 sulfur cluster binding.